Messenger RNA from Chilo suppressalis (striped riceborer), 1871 nucleotides. The record is from the annotation of a GenBank genome assembly. NCBI's taxonomy places the organism in Eukaryota, Metazoa, Arthropoda, Insecta, Lepidoptera, Crambidae.
GCCACGGUCAAUGUGAAAAAGUGGACGCAGUUUUGUAUUAUUCUUUUACUCAAAAUCGUGUAUGGAAUGAGUGUGAAAUCUUCGUUUACAGUUUCGCUUCCACAUCACUUUUACAAGCCAUUGUUUGCCAUGAGAUCUUAAACACAGUCUGUUUGCGUCAUGUCUAAUUCUUCGAGUAGUAAAAACCAUAACAAAAAGUCAAGCAGUAGCCGUGAUCGCGAUAGAAACAAGUCAGUAGCUUCUGAAUCAGGUGGUUCUAGCCAGUGCGAUACGCCUCCCCUCAAUGAGAAAGAUGCAAGUACUUCACAAGGGCGUUUUGCUGGCAUCGGGGCUGAUUCCAUACUUUGUAUGGCAGAUCAGGUAGCAAUGGAACUCAAUGCUGAAGCUGCCACCAAUCUUGCUGAAGAUGUCAGCUACAAACUUAGGCAGACCAUUAGUACAAUUGCUUUACAUAGUGAAAUGAUGAAGAAGUCCCGUGUGGAUUGCUGGGAUGUUAACUCUGUGUUGAUGCUCACAGAUACAAGUCCCGUUGUAGGAACAUGCUCCACUCAGUAUGCCCCUGUGGGAGAUGAAAAAAUAUGUUGCCAAGUUGAAACUUUAUUAAAUGUAACAGAAUGUGCAUUGACACCACAAAGCUAUGUAUACUCAACACUGCCCACCGUUUCGGUCGAAUGGAUCACAGAUGAGAAAAGUCUGAAUAACAAUAGCAAUAUUAGUGUCAGCUUACAGAAUUAUUAUACGAGAGUCGCUAGAGCAAUAUUAAAUCUUAAGAGAAAGCCAAAAGAGAUUGCAGUGGAAGACCUCACAACGAAUACUAGGAUUGGGCCAAUCUUCCCCAAUCUCUUCAACCUGGCAGUGCUGGUGCUGAACGAUGACAAUUUGAAUGCUUUAAAUGUGCCUGCCAAGAAACCAUUGCAAUCAAAUGUGUUAGAUAUGGUAGAUGCUCUCUGUUCCAAUCCUUGUAGCUUGGACACCAAUAUACAACAACAGUUUCAACGGUUAUUUCCAGUAAUGGUCUCAAAUAUUUUAGGAAACGGAUCUUUGGCUGAGAAGAUGGUUUCAAUACUAACAAAAAUCACACGUACCUGGCCCUCUUUUAUAGCAAUAGGUAAAAGCAUACUUUUCGACUACCUCGCACAAGGAACGAAGGAAAGAUUAACAGCGCCCAUGAUAAAGUGCGUUAUGGCGUUAGGAAGAAGGGCGCUUAUUGAGUGCUUAGACGAUCACUUGGAACAUUUGGACGAUUGUAUACAAGCGUCUAGAAGAAACCAUUUGCAACCAGACCUGAGGGAAACUAUUUUGGAUGCCUCGAGUUGUUUACUCAGAUCUGAGCCCACCACGUACCUGGAAGACUAUGUAGCAGCCGACUACACUCUAUACGAGAUGCUUGGGGACUCCAUAAUGCCUCGACGGACACUAUUCCCACAUUCACAAAGCAUCACAAGCGGGGACACCAACGGGGAGCGUUCGUCCGAAGACGAGUUGUACACACUUCUACGGACGCCCAUGACACGGCCGAGACUACGCCUCCUACCCACAAACCCACCGCUAAGGAACGGAGUACACCGCGAGCAAGUGUUCGAACCGACAAGAUUCUCAAUAAACAAGUGCAUUAGGAUAAAAAUAAAGAACUGCAGAUCUGUGGAAGUGCCCACUCGUGCCCGAUUGUUGUUCGAAAGAACUCAGCAAAGUGCGUUUUCUUACGGUCGUGAUAGUAUUACCAAUAGCGCUGUAGCAGCAAGCGGACUACUCAAUAGAUUCAAAUACAGACACAAGAGAUCUAAUGAUGCUUUCCCAAUAUUUGGAGCUUUAACUUUGUAACUAGUGUUAAGUGAAGAGUAAAUAUUACACAUAAAUUAUUUUUUUGAGAU